GCAUUUGGGACAUUAGGUUUUCUCUUUUCAAAGUCUGUCUUCAUUUUGUUGCUUCUGCAAGAUUAAUGGAGUUGCUAUAGAUUCAUUCGUCCUAGCUUAGAUUGUCAUCGAUCAGUGCAAUUUUGGGUUAGUGUAAAACUGUUCAGUUUUGUAUACAGAAUAAAGUGCACCUCUGGUUGAUUACAGACUGAGAAUGCCCUUCUGAUAUUGUGUUUGUCCAUCGUCAAUCAAAUUAUUGGUGAUAGAAACUUACAAUUCGACUAUGGGAAAGAAGAAAAGGCAGAGUCAAAACUCCAACAGUGCAGUGGUGGAUUCUACAGAGUCUGAAACCAGCAUAGACUCGACACAGGCAGCUGAUGGAAAUGAAGUACUGUGUCCUCAUGCAUCUAAAGCUGUAAAUUUACGUCUAGUGAAGAAAAGUGUAAAAGGCAACAAAGAUAAGAAUGCUCUCAAAUGUUGUUUAACUUGUAAGAAGAACAAAUCAGAACUGUGCAAGGAUUGUUGGGUGUGCCUGUUUUGUGGUGCCUGCAAUUGUGGCCCAGAGGUGGAGGAUCACCGCCAGGACCACUUCAAGUGCCCACGGUCUGACAUCCACUACCUGGUUUACCAAACCAACACAAGCCUGGUUUGUUGUUUGAAAUGCCAAAAGGAACUACCGAACGAUGUCAAUAAAAAUGUGCAAAGUUGUGUUGACAUUUUAAAGAAGCAUUACGAUCCUUUCGGCCCUCCAGAAAUGGAGAUUUCAGAUGGUAAAAUGGUCAAUGGAAUGGAUUCUGCUAGUUUCUUAAAAAAUGAGUCGCCCACUUCACAACUUUUUAGAAAUGCUUCGCCCAAUAAAGAUACCAAACCUAUUAUGGAGUUGCCUAAGGUCAGGGGGUUGAUGAAUCUGGGGAACACCUGUUUUUUCAACUCGGUGCUGCAGUGCCUGGCACAGACACCAGGACUGGUUGAGCUGUUGCGAGAGAUGGACGUGCCCGGAGAACGAUUCAGUUUAGAGCUCGAUGACGUUACCAUUAGUGGGGUGUUGGAGAAGCAUAAGUCAUCUGAACUCAGUGAACAUCUCGCCCAGAUACUUACAGAGGUGUCAGGUGUGGCGGGGGUGGAGACGGGGGAUUCUAUGAAAGGUCACUUUUCUGUCAAUCCUCGCCGACUGCUGGAUUCUUUGACGUCCCGCUGUCCUCAGUUUGAGGGAGGUGACCAGCACGAUGCUCAUGAGCUCUUGAGACAUCUGUUGGACUCUGUGCAUACGGAAGACUUGAGAAGGUAUCAGAAAGCGAUUUUGAAUCACAUUGGAUACAAAAAGGAUCUAGAUGAGCUGGAGGAGGACAAGAAGACAUUUGGAAAAAAGCUUAACCAGAAGGUGUGCGAGACGAUUGCUAUUAGGCCUGAUCAGAUUUUUAAGGGCUCCUUAGUCAGCAUCCUUCAGUGUGAGGUGUGCAGGCAUGUCUCUAAGCGUGAUGAACCCUUCUUGGAUCUUAGCCUCCCUGUGGCACAAGAUAAGCCUCAGCCACCAGGAGCCAAGAGGAAACAGAAUUGCAACAGUCCUGUGGAGGAGGAGCAGAAUGUGGAGGUGGUCAUGUCCAAGCAUCAGAUGAAAAAAGAGAGGAAAGCUGCACGGCGGGGAGGCAAAGGGAAAUGGAGUGGACACAAGAAAGAUGAAAGUCAAGGAGAGCCCACCAUUGAAGAGGAAGAUAAGAAGGAUUCCUUGAAUGGAGAGCAGAGUGAUGCGGAUGUAGAAGACAAUGAAGAUAAUGGGUAUGAGGAUCAGGACCACAAGACUGAGAUAGGGGAGUCUGGGUACUGCUCAGAGAAGCAAAUGUCAGCCAGAGGAAGUCCUGUGACCACUCAGAGUCCGGAAGAGGAGGUAAAACCUAGAGACCAAGACUUCCUGGAAUACCAUACCUGCCAGCCCAACCCUGAAGCCCCAAAUUUCCUAGCAAACAGAGCUGAAUCUGGGCUAGGCUCCAUUCAGGAGCUGACUGUAACAAUACCAGAGGAAGUCAAUACGGAGUGCACAAGUCAAGAUUCGGUCAAAGUCAAUGCCAGCAAUGGUUCUUCAGAUAGUCAACACGGGAACUUCAGAAAUGUUGAUUCUUUAUUGCCUGAAAUGCAUCCACCCAAUGAUGACAGUAUAGAUCGCAGGGCCAGGAUCUUUGAAUGGGAUUGUACUGAGGGUCAAAGUCAAGACAGCAGCUAUGUGAAUUUGUCUCUCAGUCAAUACGGAUCAGAGAUUACCAUCUCACCCAAGUGUUCACCGAAGGGCAGUCCUGUUUCAGGAUCUCACAGCAAUGACAAUAUGUCGGUGUGUACCAGUUUACCUCACAGCAAUGACAACAUGUCUACAUGCAACAGUCUUCCAGAAAAUGUCUCGUUACUCUUGAACAGUCCAGUCAAAGGCCAACUUUCCCAGAGGGAAGAGGCCAGUGGAUCAGAAGAGAGACCUGAGUCCAGAAUGGACUGUCAGAAGAACAGAAGCAGUCCUGUGGAUUUGACGGAUCCAACAGAAUUGAACCCAGGACUCCUUAAGCUCUCAUUGGAAGAAGUGACUCGUUGUGCAAGAGAAACUGAAGAUACAGACGGAGUCGAAGAAGCAAUAAAUUUCACCUCAGUUUUGGACAGUAAACCGGCUGAGCCGGUUGUGAAUGAUGAUCCGAAUGGAUUUGUCUUAGUGGGAGGGGUGACGACGACAACACCAACAACUAGCAAGAGUCCAACACCACUUCCCCCUCCCCUCCCACUAUUCACAACUUCGUAUUCAUUCACCCACUCUGAACCGAAUCCUCAGAGAAAUUCUAGUUCGUACCUCAGGAAUAAGGUAGAAGAUGGGGAGUUUUCUCUCAAAUCAUGUUUGAACCAGUUCACCACUAUCGAAUUAUUGGCUGGUGGCAACAAAGUGGGCUGUGACGCUUGUACAGAGAAAAUCAAUAAAGGAAACAAAGAAGGCAAGACAGUGUAUCAAGUCUCCACAAAGCAAUUAUUGAUAGCUAAAUUACCACCAGUUAUGAUAUUUCAUUUAAAGAGGUUUCAAGUUCAGAGAUUUGCAUUUCGUAAGAUCGUCCGCCAUGUAGAUUUUCCCCUUGUAUUGGACAUUUCUCCAUACUGCUCUGUUAAUACGGGUCCAAUUUUGUACUCUCUUUAUGCAGUCGUAGAACACAUGGGUACUCUGCAUGGGGGACAUUAUGUUGCCUACGUUAAGGUGCGAUCACACAAAGAACAACAGCCCGGUUGUCCUCCCCCUGGAAAGUGGUAUAAUAUCAGUGACUCACGAGUCAGGGACGUCGAUGAGAGCACUGUUCUUAAAACACAAGCUUACCUACUCUUCUACGAACGGAUUCUAUAGCUUUAAUCUAUUUAUUAUUUGUACAUUUUUAAUCUUUUUGUAUACAUGUACCUUAUUGUUUAGUGGAUAUAUUUGUAUUAUAAACGAAGAGUCAUUAUAAAUGAUACCCCAGAAAUGAUAAUUUUAUUGGUUCUUUACGGCUAAGCCCUUUAAACAUUAGUUGAAAUAUGUAUUUUAUGUUAAAAGACUUUGUUAGAAAUUCCAAAACAUUUUUGGGCAGAUAAAUUUAUUGUUGCACUGUUUAUUGUUUACAUUAUUUUAUGGAAUAAUUUUUACCGGAUUAUUUUAUUUUCAGGUACUGCUAAGAGUAGAUUUGCAAUAUUUAUUGUUUUGUACAUAUUUUUGCUCUUUUUAAGGUUUAAUUUAUUUUUUAAUUUGCAAUAAUGAGGUCUCAUGUGCUAAUCAUCAGAAUUUAGUAUGUAAGUAGUUUGUUAAAAUUUAUGAGUUAAGUUGUAUUUUAUUGAAUUAAUAUUAAAUUGGUAUCUUUUACUUGUUUUGAAAUUAUUUGAGGUGGUAAUUGGAAAAUUCUACUGAUAUUUUGUUAUUGGGUUGUUAUGAGCUUGUUAUGUUUGAUUGUGCAUGUCUCGCUCAUCUGUUAGCAUUUUAGUAAUAUAAUAAGACUGAUACCUCUAGACUACGAGUCAGUGUACAGUAUGUUAGUGUAGUUCAUGUCGUGACUCUUCCUUCUCUAUUUGGUUUCUCGGUGACACGGUUUUAUAUUCGCCAAAUUAUAAUAAACGUCUUGGCUUAAAACACUGUGGAAUCUAGAGCCAUCUAAAAAUUCUCUAGACGUCAUUACAUUUGUGUGAAACUUUAUUUUUAUUUAUAAUGUUUUGUUACUGAUUCAAAUGAACGUUAUAUGCAAACAUAAAAUGCCAAAAUAAAACAAAUGCAAUGUAACGAGAGAUGAUACAAAAGUUUUACAAAAAAGAGAAUUUGUAACAUGUUUCACGAUCGUUGUACAAAAUAAGUUAGUUUGGGAACAUUAAAUAGCCAAGCACUCAUUACAAACCUGUUACUUGUAGGUUGAAGAAGUUCCUGAAAGAAUUACUGAUAUUUAUUUCCCCUAUGAAAGUGUUGUUUCUUCAUAGUUACAACCAAAUAAUCAGUUUCAUUUUAGUUGUUUUCUAGUAUCUACCAUAAUAAGCGAACUCAAGGAUUAUUUCAUAUAUUAAAAUAAUUUCAGUUAUUCAAUAAAUUAUUAUUUUGUAAUUCUUA
Messenger RNA from Homalodisca vitripennis (glassy-winged sharpshooter), 4558 nucleotides. Its product is annotated as ubiquitin carboxyl-terminal hydrolase 45-like. Lineage: Eukaryota; Metazoa; Arthropoda; Insecta; Hemiptera; Cicadellidae. The transcript is spliced from 14 exons. Gene Ontology annotation, molecular function: zinc ion binding; cysteine-type deubiquitinase activity; cysteine-type endopeptidase activity. Gene Ontology annotation, cellular component: nucleus; cytosol. The record is from RefSeq and is a predicted model, not a curated record. Gene Ontology annotation, biological process: protein deubiquitination. Bases 263 to 3340 code for a protein of 1025 amino acids.